CAUUCACAGUCGGAAUUUUCGGGCCAUCUCGUACUCGAGUGGAUCGCGCCACAACCGGCGCGCAAAGCCAGGGUUGGAAUUCGGGGAUGGCGCACGUCCAUUCAUUUCCAAGCGUGUCCAGAAUAGAUGGAUGGUAUCAUACAGUCACACCGCCGAGGCCCACCAGCCUCGUUAUGCCGACCAGGCUGAGAGGGUCAGGUAGCGUUGGGAAAGGGAUACGAGGUAGGAUCGAAAGGUGUAUAUAAGAGCUGGACUUCGUUCUCUGUGGAAGAAUAUCAUCACAAUCCAAACUCAUCACCUUACCAUCAAGACACCUCUUCCAACGUUUCCAUACUCACACUCAAAUCCUCAACACCAAAACCACCAAACCACCAACAUGAAGUUCACCACCGCCGCCAUUGCCGCUUCGGCCGCUGCCGUUGUGUCCGCCUCUCCCGUCGCCCAGACCUCCAAUGAGCAUGACAUCAAAGACGGCGGUGUCUUCCGCAUCAUGGCCAUCCGCUCCGGCUCUGACAUCCACUACUCCAGCAUCCAAGCUGCCAACGGUGCACUCUACAUCAACACCCCAUCUCAAAACGCAUCCUGCUCCCAGCCUGUAAACUACGCUUCCUUCCGCCUCGCAUCCGGCGAACUCUACCUCAACGCCCGAAGCCCUCCUCAGCAGCUGUACGUCGACCGCUCAGCCAUGGGUCAGGGUGUCGUCCAGUACACCACUGGCGCGCAGGGCGCAGGCAAGAACGCGGAGCGCACUGGCUUCACCAUCGACGACAACUCCAACCUCGUCUUCGGCCAGAACACCGGCUUCCUGGCUUGCCCUGAUGCGCCCCAGGGCGGCUACACUGUGUGGUUGAACAUCAACGAGAGGCCCGGUGGAAACCAGAACUGUGUUGGUUUUGCUGCCAAGGCUCUCAAGGAGGAUGCCCCUGUUGACUGCUCUUACACCGAGAGGUCGUAAGCGAGCGCUUAUGAAGUGGUCAUGUAAAGAGGAGAUUGGGCUAGUUGGUCUGCAAUAUUGUACAUAUUCGCUUUAGCGUUUCCUUCACACUCCUUUGCAUAUAACGGUUGGGCUUUGGCAUAUAGGUGUUUAAUCAUUACUUGUAUAUAUGAACCGAAACAUAUAAAUAUGUCAUCUAUCAAGU
Messenger RNA from Cucurbitaria berberidis CBS 394.84, 1139 nucleotides. RefSeq lists its product as uncharacterized. The transcript has 2 exons. The coding region runs from base 377 to 955 and encodes 192 amino acids. The record is from RefSeq and is a predicted model, not a curated record. Lineage: Eukaryota; Fungi; Ascomycota; Dothideomycetes; Pleosporales; Cucurbitariaceae.